Elaeis guineensis (African oil palm) is the source of this 613-nucleotide messenger RNA. Lineage: Eukaryota; Viridiplantae; Streptophyta; Magnoliopsida; Arecales; Arecaceae. The record is from RefSeq and is a predicted model, not a curated record.
GCCUCACAGCAUCUAUAAAUAGAGGCGCCCAAGCUUCAUCCUCUCUCCAUCAAAAACAAAGCCAAGAUUAAUUAUGAUGAUGAUGAUGAGGGUGGGUCUCUUUGUGGCAUUGCUGCUGUGCAUCGCCGCUGCGGCGAGCGCUCAGUCGGCGUCCAACGUUCGUGCAACAUACCAUGAAUACAACCCCGCGCAGCACAAUUGGGAUCUGAAUGCAGUCAGUGCUUACUGUUCGACAUGGGAUGCCGAUAAGCCACUUGCAUGGCGAAAGAAGUAUGGAUGGACGGCCUUCUGCGGUCCCGUCGGCCCGCGAGGCCAAGCCGCCUGUGGCAAGUGUUUGCAGGUGACAAAUACUGCGACUGGCGCACAGGCAACUGUCAGGAUUGUAGAUCAAUGUGCAAAUGGAGGGCUAGAUUUAGACCAUGGUGUGUUCUCUAAACUAGACACUAAUGGGCAAGGCUAUGCUCAAGGCCAUCUGAUCGUCAACUAUCAGUUUGUAAACUGCUAAUACAACAAUUAAUGUUGUAUUAUCAUCUUAUGUAGCCAUCCAGAGAAGAAUGCAAUAAGGAUGAUAACUUGUCCAUUAUUAAUAAAUGCACCAGUAUUUAAAAAGAAA